Molecule: messenger RNA, 1183 nt
Organism: Scheffersomyces coipomensis
Lineage: Eukaryota; Fungi; Ascomycota; Pichiomycetes; Serinales; Debaryomycetaceae
Product: 5'-deoxynucleotidase
Exons: 1
Coding region: 214-1095 (293 amino acids)
Cellular component (GO): cytoplasm
Molecular function (GO): 5'-deoxynucleotidase activity
Source: RefSeq, a predicted model, not a curated record
UCUUAAUAACUGUAGAAUAUAGUUGUAUCUAGUAAUUAUAGUACAAAAAUGAUGUUAAGUACUGCGGUGUGGAUCUAUGUCCCAUUAUGUUUACAUUUAUAACAAAAAUGGAUUCAUCGCAGAAAAAGUGAUGGGAUCAAAUAGUUAAAUUUAUCACUUUUGUUGAAUACGUAUUACAGUAUAUUUGUUUCUUCACUCUAUGGAAACACAUUCAUGAUAUCAGCAAUCACUAGAAGUAUCGGGAGAAGUAGAAGAAGUUUGGUUGAACCAUCAUUGUUGAAGAAAUCAAUUUACAUUAAUACAAGUAUCAGAUCAAAUAAUAUGUCGACUGCUGCAGCUAUACCAAUCACCACCAAAUCCAAAUCAAGAUCAAGAUCUUCAUCACCAUCUAGAAUAUUAGCCAAGAAGAAUUGGAAUGCGGAAGAUGCGGUACCGAAUCAUAUUAAGAAAUUAUUAGUUCCAACUGAUCCUAAUGCUAGAAUCAAUUAUAUCUUAGCAUUCAUUCAAAUUGUUCGAUUAUUAAAAACUCAAAAGAGAACAGGUUGGGUCGAUAGAGGCAUUCCUCCUCGGAAAGUUGAAAGUAUCGGUGAUCAUAUGUAUAGAAUGUCAAUUAUUGCCAUGUUGGUUCCCAAUAGUAAUAUUAAUCUUGAUAAAUGUGUUAAAAUCGCUAUUGUUCAUGAUAUUGCCGAAUCCUUAGUGGGGGAUAUUACACCAUUUGGAGGAGUUACUAAAGCAGAAAAGCAUAGACGUGAAUUAGAAUCAAUUAAUUAUUUAUCAUCGAUUAUUAAACCUUAUAAUCCAGAAUAUGCCCAAGAAAUUGUGGAAUUAUGGUUGGAUUAUGAAGAAAUUAGAACCAUUGAAGCAAGAUAUGUUAAAGAUAUCGAUAAGUAUGAAAUGAUUCAACAAGCAUGGGAAUAUGAACAAGAAUAUGGCUUGAAAUAUGAUUUAAGUGAAUUCUAUGAUAGUCGAUCUGCCAUUGUUAGUUCUGAAAUUGGAGAAUUAUGUGAUGAAGUAAUUAGACAACGUAAUAUAUUCGUGGCUCAAUUGAAGGAAGAACAAAAGGUUGAAGAUCAAUCAGGAGAGAUUACUAAUUAGUAAGGAUCUUAUUUAUAAACAUAUAUACAAUUACAUAGAUAAAUUCGUUAAAUCAAAAAAAAGGUUAUAAAAAAUAAACGUAAAAUGU